AUGGGUUGUGGAGUCACUAAAGGAAGUGAAUUCCACAGAACAUUUGACAAAGAUGGGAAUAUAAUUUCAGUUAGGAUCUCAGCGGCCAUAACAAUUAAAGCUGCGGUUAUGAUCCAGCGCUGGUAUCGACAGCAUGUGGCUCGCAUGGAGUUGAGGAGACGAUACACAUGGAACAUCUUUCAAUCCAUAGAGUAUUCUGGCCAACAGGACCAAAUCAAACUGUGUAAUUUUCUUGGUUACCUCAUGGACAACUUCACACCCUCUAGUAGUGAACGAAAGUUGAUCUCUCACAUCUUCAGAGAAAAUGAAGUAUGUCGGGAUGCAGAGUGGGAGAGAUACUUCAGUUAUACCAACAUCGAGGUGCCAGAAAUUUACUCAGGUCCACGACUAACCUUCCCACUUGAUGCAAAUCAAGCUGUUGAUCUUGUCGAGGCCUUCAGAAAUAAACAACAGCUUCAUUCUCGUUAUGUCCUACAACUGCUUCUUGAAACAUGGAAGUUGCUCAGAGUUUUCCCAAAUAUUAACAGAAUCUCAACAUGCCAUAGCAAAGAGAUCACAGUAUGUGGUGAUUUACAUGGACAAUUAGAGGACUUACUACUUAUAUUUUACAAAAAUGGUAUGCCAUCUCUGGAGAGGCCCUAUGUGUUUAACGGAGACUUUGUUGAUCGAGGCAAGAACUCCAUUGAAAUUCUCCUCAUUUUGUUUGCCUUCCUGUUGGUGUAUCCUGGAGAAGUUCACCUCAAUCGAGGAAAUCAUGAGGAUCACAUAAUAAACCUAAGGUAUGGUUUUACCAAGGAAGUGUUGAGCAAAUACAAGUUGCAUGGAAAACGAAUUCUAAAGCUGCUGCAAAAGAUCUUUAGCUGGUUACCCCUGGCAACAGUGAUUGAUCAAAAGGUGCUAAUUGUUCAUGGAGGGAUCUCAGACAGUACAGACCUGGCAACGGUGGCCCGAGUGGACAGACACAAAUACAUAUCUGCUCUCAGACCUCCAAAGAAGAAGUAUCAGUCUGUCCAGACGACCUUGGAUUCGGAGAUAGAACAAGACUCUAAGUACAGUCUUUUGAGCAACAGACGGGCCUCUCUCACCCAUUGCAGGAUCUUUCGUUCGCGUAGCAGUUUUCCUAAUCGUUCCCUGCAGGAUUUCUCAACCACAGUGGCACGAACCAUGGAAGAGGAACAUGAAAUCCAGCGUAGGCGCUCUAUCCUAGCCCAGUCCAGCUACAGCUUGUCCUAUAAACACUUAAAAAUGCCCAUUUCUUCUGAAUUAAAGACAGACUCUAAUGAAGUCACUGACAUCAGCAAUGAAUGGAAAGAGAUCCUGGAUCUGUUGUGGAGUGACCCUAUUACAGAAGCUGGCUGUGUCCCGAAUGAAGUGCGUGGUGGUGGAUGUUACUGGGGUCCCAAUGUAACUGAGGACUUUUUGAACAAACACAACAUGCAGCUCAUUAUUCGGUCUCAUGAAUGCAAGAUAGAUGGAUAUGAGUUCUGCCACAACCGCAAGGUUCUCACAAUUUUUUCAGCCUCUAACUACUAUGAGGUGGGCAGUAACAGGGGAGCACUGGUCAGGCUGGGUCCAGAUCUGGUUCCUUACUUCAUCCAGUACCAGGCCAACAGUAAGACCCGGGAGACGAGUCUGGGACAAAGUGUCAGACGGACAGAGCACUCGGCUCUCAAGAUCCUGAGAGAACAGCUGUUUGCUCACAAGUCAGAUCUCAUUAGAGCCUUCCAAGAAUAUGACAAGGAGAACACAGGUCUAAUAUCUCUGAAUGAUUGGGGCAGUGCUGUUGGUAAGGUGCUGCAUCUGGAUCUUCCCUGGAGAAUGCUGCAAUCUCAGCUCCUCACCACUACCACUGAUAACAUGCUGGACUACAACACUUGGUUCCAGACCCUUGCCAUAAGGAAACCAAGCUGUGAGCGGAUAGAGCAGACACUGUUGGACACACUUUAUAGGCAUCGCUCCACUUUGGAGACCAUCUUUAGAAUAGUGGACUCAGACAACUCGGGUGUUAUUUCUUUUGAGGACUUCCAUCAGACAUGGAAGUUGCUAGGUGCUCAUUUGAAAAUACAGAUUUACGAUGAAGCCAUCAACAAACUGGUGGUCAGCACUGACGUGAACAAAGAUGGCUGCAUAGACAUUGAUGAGUUUAUGGAGUCUUUUCGACUGGUGGAUAAAAACAUGCUUGAAAGUGGUAAAAGCUUAUUUGUGCAUGAACCAGCUGAACAGAAUCUUCUCCAGACAGAAGAAACCACACAGAUCACAGAGGAAGAAAGCUUAUCCCUCACUCCACCUGAAUAG
Molecule: messenger RNA, 2295 nt
Organism: Trichomycterus rosablanca
Lineage: Eukaryota; Metazoa; Chordata; Actinopteri; Siluriformes; Trichomycteridae
Gene: ppef2a
Product: protein phosphatase with EF-hand domain 2a
Exons: 18
Coding region: 1-2295 (764 amino acids)
Biological process (GO): detection of stimulus involved in sensory perception; negative regulation of MAPK cascade
Molecular function (GO): calcium ion binding; iron ion binding; Hsp90 protein binding
Source: RefSeq, a predicted model, not a curated record